Messenger RNA from Drosophila rhopaloa, 3532 nucleotides. RefSeq names its product CAR1 transcription factor. The transcript is spliced from 3 exons. Lineage: Eukaryota; Metazoa; Arthropoda; Insecta; Diptera; Drosophilidae. Gene Ontology annotation, biological process: regulation of translational initiation. The record is from RefSeq and is a predicted model, not a curated record. The coding region runs from base 370 to 2646 and encodes 758 amino acids. Gene Ontology annotation, molecular function: translation activator activity.
ACCGUGCGCUUUCGAUAGUGCCAUCGGUGCCACCACUAAUACACAACUAUAAAAGUCGUCGAAUAGCAAUAAUAAAUAGGAUUGUGAUAGAUUUGUGCAUUUAAUUCCGUUUGCUAGUUGCGUUCCAAUCGACCGUGGGUCCUAGUGAACUAACUGCAAUCGCACUUGCACCGGAAGCGGGAGCUGGGCGAAAAGGUGGAUAAUUUGGCGUGCGCAUUUCAUUUCGACACCUUUGUCAACGCUGAUUCUUAUUUGGUGGAACACCGACGACCAGCGCACGCAUACAAACGCAGAAAAGAAGUGUGUGGAAGGGGCAGAGACAAACAACCGUGCGAUAACAACAACAAUCGGCAGCGAUCCCGUCGAGAAAUGGAAAUGGCCAACAACAUGGUCGGCAACAACAGUGGCGACAGCAACAACACCACCUACGGCAGUUACAACAACAGUGCGGCGGACAGUGGUCACAGCUCGGCGAUGGGUGGAGGAAGCGGUGGUAGUGGCGAGGGGGCGCGUCUGCGGGAUGUUUGCAACAUUCUGAACGCAGGCGCCACCAGCUACCAAAUUCCAACAGGUGGCUGUGCCUAUGACCACAUCAUCGCCCUUAUGAGAGACCUCGAUCUGCAGGACGAUGGCAUCGUGCUGAACUCCAAGAUCAAGACCAUCGAGACGGACUACUGCAACAUAGUGCGCGACGAGUCGAUGCUGUGCGAAUCCAUGGAGUACCUAAAUGACAAGGCGCUAGGCGAUGGUGAUACGGCGUUAAAGUUCGCCCUGCUCUUCUCGUCGCGAAACUUCGACGCUCUGGCAAUGAAGGAAACAAAGGUGCGCAGCGCCAUGCUCAAAAUCCUGGAGACGAACUUUCUCAACGCGGAUACGUAUCGGCUGCACGACAAGAACCGUCUGUACAACUCAAUCACGCUUCUGGGCGAGUACUACCACAGGGUACGGCUGGCGGAUAAUGCCCCGAUCACCAUUCUGGGUGAAUCCCUGCUGGACCUGCUCACCCGCGAGCUGAACGAUACCUCAGUGGUGCUGGGCACACGGAUCGCCCGUCUGGUGCUCUCACAGAUCACACUCAACGGGGAGAUUAUGCGCAAGCGGCACAAGGUGGAGAUCGAUCUUCUGCUCUUCCACGUCCGCCGCCAUUUGAUCAUGCAGCCCGCGCUAUCCGCCAAGGUGAAAGCCAUGUUGCUGAUGGUGCUGGACCUCUUUUACAGCCACUUUAAACACAUCGGUCAAGACCUGGAGGCCAUGUACACAGACUUUUUGGUGGUCGAAGAUGGCGAGGAGGAUGGGGUGAACAAUAACGGCGCUGGGCCCCAGCAUUCUGCUGAGGAUGGCCGCCCACAGCAGCAGCAGCAGCUCCAGCAUAAGCAGUCGGAGAACGGUAGCAGUGCCAACACUUCCGCCCAUGACCAGGAUUCCUUUGAUCCUCCGUCGUCGACGAAGAAGUGGAGCGAGCAGGUGUGCGAGGACUCGUUCUGCGACAUUGGCUACGGUGAGACGGAACAGGGUGACGAUAGGUACUCGGAGGCUGGAGGUCACCCAUACCCUGCCAACAACUCCCUCGCACUUGGCCAUCGACGUCGCGGAUUUCAGCCACGCCAAGUUCCGCGGCCUCUUAAGUCACAGCAGCCACAACAGCCACCCAGCAUAGAUACCAACUCCGACCAGUAUCCAUCCAUGGCCAGCAGCGAGGAUCGGGACGAGAGCAAGCCGCUCCCUAGCUGGCGGAAGACUCGCUUCAACCGCAACCACGACGGCGACCAGAGCAACGGACGGUCACGGGACCAACAGCGGCGGUAUAGCGUGAGCUGCGACGAUGACCACCACAGCGUGCGCAGUGAAGGAGGCGGCAAUCUGCGGCUCUACAGCAUCCACGACAGGAGGAAACACUCGCAGGAGCGGAUUGAGCGCAACAUGACUGGAGGAGGCAACUACAACAGCAUCGUGAACUCGAAUUGGGAUCAGAGAGAUCGUGACGAUCGCAGCGAACGCUCCUAUAUUAGUAACUACGAGCGCGGGAACAACUACAAACGUGGUGGUCGAUUUAACAACCGGAACACCUACGACAAGCCGCCGCGAUUCCAGAAGCAACAACAGCAGCAGCAGCAACAGAUGCAGCAGCACCAACAGGGCGGCUAUCAGAAAAUACACAGUGAUACCUGGCGGCGCUCUAACAAUGCCAUAAAUAGUGGCUACCAGGAUGAGAACUGUGCGUACAACUCUAACGGACCGGAGUCGAAUAGCCGCAGCUCAUCGAGGGCUCGCACUCUGCCAAGACCGCCAAAGUCUCAAAUGGAUAAGUCUGCUGGCUAUAGAUACAACCAGAGUCCCACGCAUGGAGGCGGCGGCGGUCCAAGGUUCCCGCGCUACAGUAGCCAGAGCAGUUUGGCCAGCGAGGCGUCCAGCUCGUUUGAUCGCCGCCAGCAGACUUCGCCGCAACACCAGCCCCAGCGGCAUCGCCACUUCACGCGCCGCUCCCAGCCGGACAUCCAUCAACCGCAGAACGAGGAGAACUGGCAGACUCAGGGUGGCCAGGGUCAGGUCCAGGAGCAGCCACCCUUGAUAAAGGAGGAGAGCGAGCUGGUGCGGAAUGCCCAGCAGACCACCAAGUACAUGAACUAUCUGUCGGCCCAGAAAUGAGACAGAGCAACACAUCUUCGUCAGGGCAGAAAAAUACAUUUGUAAACUAGUUAAUAUAGUUUAUAGAGAGUCAUCCCUCAGUUACUUCCACAAUGUUCUUCAAGUCUGUUAAACAAGUUUUUUUUCGUUGUUUCCUGAAUCGUUUUCCGUAAAUGUUUCCUAAUGAAGGGACUAUACAUAUAUACUCGUAGACUGUUUUUCGUCCUAAACUGAGCUCAAAUGUCAAACUAAAACAACCGAUUCAGCCCAAUUACAAAUCAAAUCGUUGUCCAACUCAAAACCAGGCUCAAUAAAUCAGCAAACAAACAAUACAAAACACACGCAUGCAUUACACAUCGGAUCCUAUCAAUUUGUAAAUACCAAUUAUAUAUAAUUGUCUUAUGUAGUCGCACACAAACAAAACAUAAACACUCCCACACAAAACACAGUCACACACUCAUUUUUAUAUUUAUACAUACAAAUUGUUUAGAAACUAAGUACAAAGUCAAUGAAACAACAAAAAAAAAUCCUAUUUCUAUUGAAAAGUAAAAGCCUGUUGAUUAAAUGUUACAAGCAUGUUGAACAUAUAUAUUUGUAUUUUAGCUAAAUAUAUACAUAUAUAUUAAAUGUCAUGUUACAGUGCAGAUUCAGCAGAUUUAUUAAACGAAUUAUACAAGCUAAACGUAUUUUUAAAGCAAAUUUUGUGAGGCCCUUUGUUGGAACAACAAAGCCAAGCCGGAGUGCAGUGAGAAAUAUGAAUUGUAGAGUUAUACGAGUAGUCUUAUAUAAAUACUUAAACCCCUUUGUUUAGGCAUAAUCAUUAUGUUCACAACAUGCGUAGGUUCCAAACACUAAUCAGAAUAUACAUAGCGUCUAACACAUUUUUAAUAAAAAAUUAUAACAUGAA